AUGGCAACUCUGUCUAUCGGGGGUAACGAUAUCGACUUCAAAGGCAUCCUCUUCAAUUGUAUCAUCGAAUCUACCCAGUUUGGCUUCACGCCUACGAAACCGUGCGACCAACAAAGACAGGAAACUCACGCUCUGAUUGACAGCCCUGAACUAGUUAACAAUAUUGAUCAUCUCAUCAAGGAAAUUGUCACAAAGGGCAGAUCAGGUACUAUUGGAGACGCCUUCAGGUUAUACGUUACCGGCUUUCCAGAAUUCUUUAACGAGGACGAUCCAGGGUGUGACACAGUCACAUUCUCGCGGACUGCAAAUCCAGUAUCAGAUGGCAAAGAACACAUUAUGAUGACCACAGACCUUCGAAAGGACUAUAAUUCAAUGAGCCGCGCGCUCAACGCAGCGAUUCAAAGUGCUGUAGCUUUGAAUGCAGAUUCAAAUGUCAAAUUCAUUGAUAUCCAGGCUAAUGGCCUUUUGGAUGGUCAUCGAUUCUGCGAGCCUGGUAUCAAAGAACCAGACCAAAAGAAUGAGAAUCUUUGGCUAUUUCACUAUCCGUAUAACCAAAAUGAGGACCAAGAUCCUUCUCCCGAACUACAAAUCAUGAUAAACGCCACCAAUCAAAUAACCGACGGGCUAGACAUAUCAGCACUGGGUGCUAGGUUUCCAAACAUUUCAGCUUUUGAAGAUGCACUUUGGGAUGCUGUUAAUGUUACCGAAGUGGCUGCAGUAAGUAGUGAUCCAGUAAAUGACAAGUGGUAUGAUCUCUGGAGAGAUACCGUUGGUUGGCGUGCAAAGCUUUUCCAUCCUCAAGUUCCCUACCAUUCUGCAAUUCGAGAGCUGGUCCUCAAUCAGUUUCUUGAAGAUACCCGACCUGCGACCAAAGGUAACGGCACCUGUGUACCUGUUGGUGGUACUUUUGACCCCCAGAUGCUACGUAUACUUCCUCUUGGUGGCUCUAUCACUUGGGGUCAGCAGUCUCCCUCCGGUAACGGUUACAGAAAAUACCUUCGUGAUAAACUUAUUUCCAAUGGUGCCAAUGUGAAUAUGGUUGGUACAAUACAGCACGGGACUAUGGGAGACAAUGACAAUGAAGGCUGGCCUGGCUUCCGCGUUGAUCAGAUUAGUGAUAGAGCUAAUAAUGACCUCUCCAUGCUUCCCAAUCUUGUCCUCAUCAACGCUGGCACAAAUGAUGUGGCACAGGACUAUGAAAUCAACAGUAUUGAUCAGACUAUGGAAGACCUGGUUAAUAAGCUUCUAGACAACAUACCCGGCACGGUUAUUAUAGUCUCAACUCUAUUAGUCAAUCGCAAUGCGACCAAGCAGGCUCUUACUGAGCAAGUAAACCCGAAAUACGUCAAUUUGGUCGAAAAGCUAGCGGCUCAGGGCAAGUUAGUUUAUCUUGCUGAUAUGUCUAGUAUCACAACUGAGAUGAUCAACGCUCGUGACGGAACUCAUCCAACUGACUUAGCCGUGCCAGGACUGAACGAUACUAAUACUUUGGGUACGAGCACAACGUGCGAAGUGAAUGCGGCAAAUUUUCCCAGUCCAGUGCAGAUUCUAAAGGGAUCAGGAGUUAAUGAUAGCAACUAUCAUCAUAUAGGGCAUCCCUAUGGUCUUCUGGAUAUACAUCCCCUCCCUUACAAUGGCGUGAGCUUCAAGGUUGAAAAUGCUAUGUGGGCAGAUCUUAAUGGCGAUGGCAUUGACGACUUCGUUUACGUAUUGUCUCCAGGUCAUUUUGGGAUAGCAUUAAAUGACGGGACAGGCAACAAAGGCUUCUCAAACUAUACUGAGUCCUAUUCUGACGCAGUAAUGGAUGAUUGCGAUACAGAAGGUUUUCAUUUCGGUGAUCUUGAUGGAGAUGGCCGUGAUGAUGUCCUUUGUCUGGCCUCUGAUGGGACACUCUCUGCAUAUAUAAACACCAAUAUCGGAGCUGACCUCUUUACGAAUCCUUUCUGGAUUAGUUUAGGGGUUAUACUUCCUGGACAAGGCUAUACACGUGAUAUGGUCAGAUUAGCAGAUAUAGAUGGCGAUGGCAGAAUUGACUACCUAGGUCUCGACGCUGAUGGCAAUGCUCACGGAUGGAGGAAUGUUGGGACAAGUCAGACAACGCCAAUCUGGGAGGAUAUGGGAGUUGUUAUGAGUGGAGGUACAAUGGGAGACAUAAAUGGAGUUCGGUUUGUUGACAUUAACGGAGACGGGAGAGCUGACUGGGCUUGGGUCAGUAACAGCGGUCAAAUAUAUACCUCAAUAAACCAGCGCGGUUCAGAUCUCAGUUACCGUCCUGUUUGGUUACCUGCCUUGCUCACGCAUGAUGGAACUGGACUAGGCGAACAAAUAGAAGAUAGGUCUCACGUGAAGCUGGGCAGAGUAACGAACAAAACUUUCACUAUAGAUACAGAUUUUCCAAAGUACGAUGCUCAAGGCGCAGAUUACACAACAGUUUACAAUACUGGACCAGCAUCAUCAGCGAAUGAUGACACAAACUUCUUUCCUGUGCGACUACUUGGUAAUUCGGGUUAUGGUGGAGCCAGAACUAAAGGGGACGGCGUACAUUACUGCGAUAUGCGGGGUUCAGGGACAGAUGAUUAUGUGUGGAUUGGUAAAACUGGCAAUUUGACGCUCUAUGCAAAUAACCAUAUGCUCCCAGCUUGGGGACAGUAUGGGCAUAUUUUGAUUGGAACAGAAUCCUUGAUGUCUGGUCAUGUUCGAAAGGACAUUCACCUGGCUGACCUUGACGGUGAUGGAAAAUGCGAUUUUCUUCUUGUUGAUAAAGAAUCAAACUCGAUUCAUAUGCUACGGAAUGACUACUCUAGAGAGACGGAUACAUUUUCUUUUACAGAUAUGGGGAUCGUUUCUGGCGGUGUUGACUGCCAUGAGCAUUAUGGAACUGGCUUAUUUGAUUUAUCUGUUCGAUUUGCAGAUCUUGAUGGUGAUGGCAAGGCAGACUUUCUAUGUAUAAGCCAGAACGGAACAGUAACUGGCUGGCUAAAUCAUGGACUCAACAACUUUCAAUCCGCCGGGCUUAUAAAGUCUAUUGAAGGAAAGGAGCGUGCCAACCUUCGCUUUGCGGAUAUUAAUGGAGAUGGACGCGCGGAUUUUCUUGCGCUAGACCCGGUCUCUGGAGCCGCAGAUGCUUGGAUUAAUGACGGAUUAGGUAGUGACGGUCCCGAGGAAUUUAGCUGGUUCAGCCAAGGGACAAUUUUCCCAGGAGGAGAUAUGAGAGGAGAAUGUAUUCAUUUUGCAAAUAUGAACGGCUAUGGUCGCGCUGAUUAUAUUUAUGUCGAGCCUGACACCGCACAUGGAUACGUCGUCUACAAUAUGUGUCUAUGA
Messenger RNA from Talaromyces amestolkiae, 3321 nucleotides. RefSeq lists its product as uncharacterized. The transcript is spliced from 13 exons. The record is from RefSeq and is a predicted model, not a curated record. NCBI's taxonomy places the organism in Eukaryota, Fungi, Ascomycota, Eurotiomycetes, Eurotiales, Trichocomaceae. The coding region runs from base 1 to 3321 and encodes 1106 amino acids. Gene Ontology annotation, molecular function: phosphatidylcholine lysophospholipase A1 activity.